Messenger RNA from Symbiodinium natans, 639 nucleotides. The record is from the annotation of a GenBank genome assembly. Lineage: Eukaryota; Dinophyceae; Suessiales; Symbiodiniaceae.
AUGUGCAUCCUGGUGGCAGCGCUUGGCUGCCACCCGUCCUUACCUUUUAUCUGCGCCCACAACCGUGACGAGCAGCGCGACCGUCCGAGCCGAGAUGACGGCCUGGAGGAGGACUCCCAGCUUCUCUGUGGUCGUGAUGUCAAGGCCGGUGGAACGGUGCUUGGCGUCCAUGCCGUCGGCGGAGGCUUUGCAGCGCUGACCAACUGUCGGACAACUGUGAAAUGGCCUGAAGACGAGCGAACAUCCCGAGGACUCCUGGUGGAGUUCCUUGCUGCGAAUGGUACAGCCCAAGCAGAGGAGUUCAUCCGCUCCCGAAAGAUAGAUCCAUUUCAUGCUAUCGCUGGGCACAUCUUCUGCGAUUCCCCAGAAAUAUCCUACUUCUGGAGCGCUCCAGCAGAGGGGGUCCAGGGACAGGACGCAGAAGGGUGGUCCUCUGGCCGCAAAAUUCUGGACCGUGGAGUCUUCGUAGUGUCGAAUGAGAACCCCUUGGGUGAGACCUGGCCGAAGUGUGCGUGGCUUCGCCGCGAGGUGCAGGCCUUCCUGGAUCAGCUACCAGGCUCUCGCUGGACCAUCGCUGGAGUCUCACAUGUCCCACUCAAAUCUCGUGGCUUAAACGUGGGCCUACCAAAUAGAUCAUAG